Messenger RNA from Closterium sp. NIES-65, 1266 nucleotides. NCBI's taxonomy places the organism in Eukaryota, Viridiplantae, Streptophyta, Zygnematophyceae, Desmidiales, Closteriaceae. The record is from the annotation of a GenBank genome assembly.
AUGUCUUUCUUUGCAGCGACAUUCUUCAGGCGUCACAGCCAAGUGCUCGCCGGGAAGAAGAGGUCGAAGUUUUUGGCGGCCAUCAAAGGCAUCAUCGUGCGCAGAUGGGAUAAGCAGUUGCAUAACCCGAUGCAUGCAUUCGGCUGGCUCCUUAACCCGAAGAACCAGCUCGCGAUGGAAGUCCGCAACGACCCCGAGAUCAUCAAAGGGGUCAAUGCGGUGCUGCAGGCACGAGGAGGUGACGUGCAAGGCCGAAUCUUGCUGCAAGCCCAGCUUGCUACGUACCACAGAGGUGAGGGUCGUCUGGGGGGGGAAGAUGCACGGGCCGCAGCGAUGCUCGUGGAGAGUGGACGUCUCUCACAUGCGGAUUGGUGGGCGAUGUAUGGAGGGGAACUCCCCGAGCUGCAGGAUUUGGCUGAAGAAGGUGAUGUCGAUUGCGUGAUUGACUGGGAAGCUCUUGGCAGCAUCGGGAUGAGGAAGAAGAAAGAGGUGACAAAGGGAAUCAAGGAAAAGGCGACCAAGAAGCGUUCGGCUGACGAAGACGAUGAUGAGGAGGAGGAGGAUGAGGAUGAGGAUGAGGAGGAGGAGGAGGAGGAGGAGGAGGUGGAGGAGGAGGAGGAGGAGGAGGAGGAGGAGGAGGAGGAGGAGGAGGAGGAGGAGGAGGAGGAGGAGGAGGAGGGCGGGGGGUCCAACGCAUGGGACAUUACGUGGGAGGAGGAGCAAUUUGAGGAGAAAAAGAGUGGGGAGGAAGAGGAGGAAAUGCCACCAGCAACAAGCUCCCCCGCCUGGCAACCUGUCUGGUCAUCAUCAACCUUCAGUGCCACCAGCCAGCAAGCUCCCUCGUUUAGCAACCCAAUGCCUCAAUCACCAUCAGAGCUCGCGUUGAUGCCGUUCUCCCCCCUCUCUUGCUUCUCUCCCUCUCCUCACCCCCACCAUGUGCCACCAGCCAGCAAGCUGCCCCGCCUGGCAAGCCUCCUGGUGGUCAUCAACCUUCAGCGCACCCCUCUCGACCGCCAUGCACACAUCACCAUCCGAGCUCGCAUCGACGCCAUUCUCCCCCGCCUGCUGCACCUGCUGCACCUCCCUCUGCCCACUUACCACCGCCCCUCCGCUCCCCUACUCUCCCUCCCCAGCACUCCCCUACUUUCCUCCCUCACACACGCUCCUCUCCUCUCCUCACCUUUCCUUGUCUCCGUCACUGAAGCUGAAGCUCUCUACACCAGCUGCCGGUUCCGUUGUGAGCAAACAAACUGGAGAGGAAAAUGA